AGGAUAUGGAUCUGAUAGAAGUCUUAUGGAAGCAGGAUGUUGAUCUUGGUUUUUCUGUUGAAAAUGCAGCUCCAAAACCUGAAAAGCCAGAUGUGGAAAUUGAAAAUGCCACGCAUAGCACAGAUGAUAUCGAGAAGCUCAAGACCUUACAGGCCAUCAACAAAGAUAAAGAUGUUAAGGAGGAACCGGAAGAAGAUCCAGAUCCAUGGGCAGGAUUAGACUACACAAUCGACACCGAAACUGGUGAGUGA
Messenger RNA from Acanthoscelides obtectus, 251 nucleotides. NCBI's taxonomy places the organism in Eukaryota, Metazoa, Arthropoda, Insecta, Coleoptera, Chrysomelidae. The record is from the annotation of a GenBank genome assembly.